Molecule: messenger RNA, 1167 nt
Organism: Rotaria sp. Silwood2
Lineage: Eukaryota; Metazoa; Rotifera; Eurotatoria; Philodinida; Philodinidae
Source: the annotation of a GenBank genome assembly
AUGAAUGGACAAGGUGUGUUUACAUGGUCAGAAGGUAAUCGUUACGAAGGGAAUUGGAAAGAUGGUAAAGAAUAUGGCGAUGGUAUCUUGUAUUUUGCCAAUGGCAGAAAAUACGAGGGUAACUGGAUCAAUGGCUUGAUGAAUGGGCAUGGGAUAUUAACAUUGCCGAAUCGCGAUCGAUACGAUGGGGAUUGGAAAAAUGGCAAAAGACAUGGACAUGGUACCUUGGAUUUUGCUGAUGGCAGAAAAUAUGAGGGUAACUGGAUCAAUGGCUUGAUGAAUGGGCAUGGGAUAUUUACCUGGCCGAAUCACGAUCGAUACGAUGGGGAUUGGAAAAAUGACAAAAGACAUGGGCAUGGUACCUUGGAUCUUGCUGAUGGCAGAAAAUAUGUAGGCACCUGGAUGAACGGCAUGAUUAAUAGACGUGGGGUAUUUACCUGGCCGAAUCACGAUCGAUACAAUGGGGAUUGGAAAGAUCGCAGAAUGCAUGGGUUUGGUUUUAUGAACUUUGCUGAUGGCAGAACAUACAUUGGCAGCUGGGCCAAUGGCAUGAUGACUGGACAUGGGAUAUUAACAUGGCCAAAUAACGAUCGAUAUGAAGGGGAUUGGAAAAACAAUGAAAAAGAUGGACAUGGUAGCAUGAAUUUUACGGAUGGCAGAAAAUAUGUGGGCAGUUGGGUCAACGGUAUGACAAAUGGUCAUGGGAUAUUAACAUGGCCAAAUAACGAUCGAUAUGAAGGAGAUUGGAAAGACAACAAAAGAUAUGGCCAUGGUAGCAUGAAUUUUGCCGAUGGCAGAAAAUAUGUGGGCAGUUGGAUCAACGACACGAUGAAUGGAAAUGGGGUAUUAACAUGGCCAAAUCAUGAUCGAUACGAAGGGGAUUGGAAAGAUGGUAAAAGGCAUGGACAUGGCAGCAUGAACUUCGCCAAUGGCACAAAUUACGUGGGCAACUGGAUCAAUAACAUCAUGAGUGACGAUCGAGUAUUCCCACCACUAGAUGAUGAUCGACCCAAGAAAACUAUUACAGAGGGCAUUUUUCACCAUCAAGGUACCACCAAUUCUACUCAUGAUGAAAAAGAGGAUGGCAAAUCGAUUGACAAUGAAGAAGAUUCGGAAGAGAUUGGUGGAGGGUUGGCGUGGCGCCUCUUAAAGAAAAUAAUCAAUUAG